AUGUCAGCCUUCAAACAUUACGCCCAAGCCCAAUCCAAAUUCGAAAUCCCCCAUCUCGCAGGCGGAAACACCUUCAUCGGCGACAUCCACUCCACGCCCGACGGCGCCGAAAAGCCCAUCACAAGCGGCCUCUUCCGCGUGAACAAAGGCGAGCCCUUGACGUACACGUACAAGUACGACGAGACCAAGAUCAUUCUCGAGGGAAACUUUGUGCUUGAAGACUCAACAGGACAAAAGGUUGAGGCUAAGGCCGGGGAUGUCUUUUUUAUUCCUAAUGGUGCAACUAUUACCUUCUCGUCGCCGGAUACGGGGUUGGCUUUUUACUCUGGGGCUAGGAAGUUCAAUGAUCUAUGA
Molecule: messenger RNA, 354 nt
Organism: Fusarium coffeatum
Lineage: Eukaryota; Fungi; Ascomycota; Sordariomycetes; Hypocreales; Nectriaceae
Exons: 1
Coding region: 1-354 (117 amino acids)
Source: RefSeq, a predicted model, not a curated record